AUGGCUUCCACAUCCCCAAACUGCUUGUUUUACUUCUGCUCCCCUUCUUCAAUAUCCAACCCAACCUCAACCUCAACCACACAAUUGCCCUUAUCUUAUUCUCACUCUAUCUUUAAUGGGUGCAAUGGGAUUUCAGUCACCAAAGCUUGGCCUUCUAGCUCAUCAAGAAUUUGUGCCAAGUUUGAACAGUUCCAAGGUGAGCCUCCCCAGGACAAUCUUGAAGAUACAACACCACCAACCCUAGAAGCAUUUGAAGAAGAUGGUGAACAGGAGGAAGAAGAUGACAGCUGCUUGCCUUCUGACUUGGAGGGUGCAGUCCGGCAAUCGGGUGAAGCAAGUGCAACAUUUGUGUCUUCAGGAGGAUUGAGAGCCAUAGUUGAGCUUUUAAUCCCCCAGCUGCAAUUUCUUGAUGAAGAAGGUGCACAAGCUGAGCUCUGGGAAUUGUCAAGGGUUUUCUUGGAUACGCUUAUUGAAGAAACUGGUGGUCAGAGAGUUAAAGCCAUAUUUCCUGAUGCUGGUGCCGCAGCACUUCUAAAAUACCGGUGGAAAGAUGCUGCUUUUGGAUUCUCCAGCUUAAGUGACCGAAAGCCGGUACAGAGUGAAGAUGAGAUUGUGGUUAUGGUUGUUCCUGAUUAUCAGAUGUUGGAAUAUGUAGAGAAGCUUGCAUCUGCUCUCUCAGAUGAUCCGCCAAGGCCUCUCAUCAUGUGGAAUCCUCGUCUCAUCAGUGAGGAUGUUGGAGUUGGAUUUAAUGUUCGAAAGCUCAGGCGGUACUUUCUGAGCACUUUUACAACGGUGUACUCAAUGAGGCCUAUGCAGUCUGGUGCUGUCUUUAGGUGCUAUCCAGGGUCAUGGAAGGUGUUCUAUGAUGACAAGGAUAGACCAAACAGAUAUCUGCUUGCCAAAGAGCUCAUUAGGCGCCCGGAUGCCGAAGAACUUGAGAUGAUAUUUGGAAAUGUAGACGAGAAGUCAGAGCAGGGCCAAUCUUUGUUUGAUCAAGCGGCAGGGAUCUUCUCUUCACUAAAUCGAUUUAUGAGGGUCAUUUCAAGAUAG
This is a messenger RNA of Prunus armeniaca (apricot), 1050 nucleotides long. Lineage: Eukaryota; Viridiplantae; Streptophyta; Magnoliopsida; Rosales; Rosaceae. The record is from the annotation of a GenBank genome assembly.